AUGGCACCUCCCGCAGCAGAUGUUGAUGUGCAAUCCGACGUGCCGGUGCAGCAGGCUACCAAGAAGUCUGUCGGCCCCGUUCCCGUCAAGUCAUUGACUAGCUCUAGGCUUGACGGACCCCUAAAAUACUCUGGGAGUCUCGACACGUACAAGCAAUUUGAUGUCACUAAAGUCAUCGGCCGGGAAUUCAGCAAUCUUCAGCUAAGUGAGAUUUUACACGACGACACUAAGAUUCGCGACUUAGCAAUUCUCGUUUCCGAGAGAGGUGUUCUAUUCUUCCGAAACCAGGAUAUCAACAUUGACGACCAAAAGUUGCUGGGUGACCGACUUGGACAACUCACUGGAAAACCAGAAACGUCUAAGCUUCAUCGUCAUGCCCUCUCAAACAGUAAACGUGGCAUCCCUGUUGAUGAGAAUGGUCGUCUUGAUGAUGAAGUAUCUAUUAUCUCUUCCGAGCAGAACCGUAAAUUCUACAAGGACCGAUAUACGGCCUUUUCCAAGAAAAUCGCCAGUCAUGGCUGGCAUGCAGACAUUACGUUCGAGAAUAUUCCUUCAGACUAUGCAAUCCUCAAGAUCAUCCAGCCGCCCGAGGACGCCGGUGGUGAUACGCUGUGGGCAUCGGGCUAUGAAGCCUACGACCGUCUCUCUCCGCCUAUUCAAAAACUAGUGGAGAGCCUAACCGCCACACACAACCAACCGGGUUUCGUCAAGGUACAGAAUGACUUUGGCGAAGAGCUUAUUGACCAGAACCGAGGCUCUCCUGAGAACAAUGGUCUUGACUUCAGGGCAGAGCAUCCCCUUAUUCGUACAAACCCAGUAACUGGGUGGAAAAGCUUAUUCGGCGCAGGUGGUCAGGUUGAGAGCGGAUGGAUCAACGGAGUUACCGAGCGGGAGAGCGAGAUACUCAAAAACUACUUCCUCCAAAUAAUCGUUGAGAACCAUGACCUUCAGGUGCGAUUCAGGUGGAACAAGAAUGAUCUUGCAAUUUGGGACAACCGCUCUGUCUUCCACACGGCUACAAAUGAUUACAUCGGAAAGCGUCAAGGCAAUCGAGUCGUAUCUAUUGGCGAGAAACCAUACUUUGAUCCGAAUUCGAAGUCACGCCGUGAAGCACUUGGAUUUCAGGAGUCCUGA
Messenger RNA from Daldinia childiae, 1134 nucleotides. RefSeq names its product putative alpha-ketoglutarate-dependent sulfonate dioxygenase. NCBI's taxonomy places the organism in Eukaryota, Fungi, Ascomycota, Sordariomycetes, Xylariales, Hypoxylaceae. The coding region runs from base 1 to 1134 and encodes 377 amino acids. The record is from RefSeq and is a predicted model, not a curated record. Gene Ontology annotation, molecular function: 2-oxoglutarate-dependent dioxygenase activity. Gene Ontology annotation, cellular component: cytoplasm. The transcript is spliced from 7 exons.